This is a messenger RNA of Ochotona princeps (American pika), 2972 nucleotides long. Its product is annotated as glycerophosphodiester phosphodiesterase domain-containing protein 4. Gene Ontology annotation, biological process: lipid metabolic process. The record is from RefSeq and is a predicted model, not a curated record. The transcript is spliced from 17 exons. Gene Ontology annotation, cellular component: membrane. Gene Ontology annotation, molecular function: glycerophosphodiester phosphodiesterase activity. NCBI's taxonomy places the organism in Eukaryota, Metazoa, Chordata, Mammalia, Lagomorpha, Ochotonidae. Bases 573 to 2792 code for a protein of 739 amino acids.
ACAAACUGGUGCCCAUAUGGGAUCCCGGCACAUGCAAAGCAAGGAUUUUAACCACUGAAUCAUUGUACUGGGCCCAGUUUUUAAUUUCUGAGUAACACAUGACCAUACAUUGCUUACUAAGAACAACACAGAUAAUCUCAGUUUCUAAGGUUAGAAGUCUAGCCAUGGUAUGGCUGUAUUUUCCACUCAGGGUCACAGCAGGUUGAAAUCAAAGAUAUUUGUUGGAACUACGAUUCAUGGGAUAGGGGUGGGGGUUUGGGAUCCUCUUCCAUGCUUAUUGGUUGUUGGCAGAACUUACCUUGUUAUAUUUAAGACAGUCUUCAUUUUCCUGCUGAAAGCCAAGGACUUUUCUUUGUUCACGGAGGCUGCCUGUAGGAUUCUCACCACAUGGACCCCAUAAGCAACUCACAAGAUUUCAUGGUUUUGUUUGCUUGUUUUUUAGGUCAACAGACCACAUCUCUCUGAUUUCUGAUUCUGCAAUCAGCCAGAGAAAGAAAACUUCACUCUUAAAGAGCUCUGUGUUUAGUCCAGGUUCACACUAUAGAAAUCUCCCUAUUCAAGCACAAAGGUGAAUGAUGUCUAACAAGGCCAGCAGGAUUAAGUCCAUAAAUACAAGAAUAUCGAAAAAGGAUAGCUCAUGGAUUAAAAAAAUCUUCAACUACAGAUGCUAUAUCACCUUCCUCACUGGCUGCUACAGUUGCCACUGGAAAUUCAGACAAUGGGAAGAAACUAAACUUGGAUCGUGUUGCUGUCCUCGGAAAGAGCAAGUCUUUUUUGUAUUCCUGGUCAUUUCAUUUAUCCUAUCUGUGAUUUUGCUGUUUAUGUGGAUUGAAAUGUCAAAUGAAUACUUUGGCUUUGACUGGGUCCUUUUUCUGGAAACAGGAUUCUGGGUCUUCGGUUCCAUAAUUUUUCUGAGCAUACUUGGGACCCUGACUGCCUAUACUACAUUGCUUUUGAUAGUUGGGGUUUUGUUGCUUCGGGAAAGAAUUGAACUUUACCUGCACAAGUGUCAUAAGGUCCUGAUUGUGCUGGUGAUUUUGUUCUACAUCUUUUUUAUGUUUAUGCUAUUUGUAUAUUGGAAUGAUAAAUGGCUGACGUUUGGGCUGUCACUGCAGAUCUUUUCUCCCUACAUACACCUGUGCAGCAUAACUGUGAUGGUGCUGCUUUCCUGGCCUUUGACCUGCUAUAUUGCUCGUUUGGAAAGAGAAGUUAGAGUAAGAAGAUACAAGAUGGCAUAUAAUGACAAAGAAAGACUCAAGAAAUGUAACAUAUUCACAAGGUUAAGAGCUCUACAACUGGCUACUGGAUUGCCUUUUCUUCUUAUCCUCAUAUGUCUUUAUUUGAUGCCCCUGGGGAUUUAUUCUCCCUGCAUUCAGAAAAAAGAGGAUUUGGCACCAAAACCAGUCUUCUUUGCACAUAGAGGAGCACCCAUGCAUGGACCAGAGAAUACCAUGAUGGCCUUUGAGAAAGCUGUUGAAUUUGGGGCUUAUGGGCUGGAGACUGAUGUACAUAUAAGUAUAGAUCAUGUGCCUUUCCUCAUGCAUGACUAUGACUUGAGAAGAACGACCAAUAUCAGAGAAGUCCUGCCAGAAGCAGCGAUGGAACAUCCUUCCCUCUUCAAUUGGACAUUCCUGUCAACUCUGAAUGCAGGCAAAUGGUUUCUACAGUCAGGGCGCAAGCCGUUUUACAAUAUGAAACCUCUAUCAGAGGCUGAUAAAAAAAGAGCAAGAAAUCAGUCAAUUCCAAAACUAGAUGAUUUGUUGGAACUUGCAAAGAAGGCAAAUGUGUUUUUGAUAUUUGAUCUUUAUGGCCCUUCAGCAACACAUUCUCUCAGAACUUCGUUUGUCAAGCAUGUAACAGAUUUGAUCCUUGACUCUAACAUUGAGCCACAUCUGAUUUACUGGUUGUCAACUCAUGACAGACAAUAUGUCAGGAAGAAGGCACCUGGUUUUCAAAUGGUGGGCCGUUUAUACACCACUAAAGAACUUAAAAAAGAAAAUAUCAGUACAAUAAAUGUUGACUACAAGAAUUUGUUCUAUAGAGGUUUCAGAGAUUAUAAAGCAGCUAAUAUCAACAUUAACCUAUACUUGGUCAAUGAGCCUUGGCUCUUCUCAUUGGCCUGGUGCUCCAGGAUUGACUCGGUGACCACAGACAACAUCCCGCUCCUGAGUCAGCUUGAUUCUCCUCACUUCUUCAUGACACCAAGGUACUAUAUAUUCAUGUGGUUUCUCAUGGACAUUAUUUCUGCAACUUUCAUCAUUGCCAUAUUUUGUUUUCAGUGGCAUAGAGAGAUGAAAAAAGAAAAAUUGAAUGAAAGCGUUAGCACUCAAACAGAUAGUAUAAGCCUCUCAAAGGAAAAAAGUGGGAGUCAAGAAGCUUCAGGCUUAUCUGUAAAACCUCCUGCAAGAGUUAUGGAAAGCCCCUGGACUCUAUCAGCCCUCAAACCAGCUUUAACCAAGGAUGUAUAUAACCACCCACACACUUUGCAUUUUUUGUUAACCCCCAAGAAGAAACUGAGGCCUGUCAAGAAUACUGUCACUCCACUAAAGCCCGCCGAACCUCAUGUUAAAUCAUUGGUACCCCACCAUGUCUCUGAACACAGCCAGGCAUCCACUCGGGAGGCCACCAGCACUACUGUCCUCCAAACUACACUGCCCACAUUGAAGGUUGAUGAACCAAUGCCCCCUGUAGAGGUUCCCAUGACUGAAUCCUUCCGUGAAAUCUUUACAACACUAUAUUCUAACCCAUCCAAUAUGUCCUUCACCUCUGAGAUGUUGUCAAAGAAGAAUUAAUUACAUACCUCAUCCCCAAGUAGAGUAGAUAGUCAAAAGGGCAUGAUAAAGACUCUUUAGACUCAGGAGAGUUUUGGUCAUGCUUUCCUAUAAGAAUGUAUCUCAAGAUGAUAGGCAAGGAAAAAACAGUUCUGUGUGCUCUUGGACCUGAAGCUAGCUGCUCUGAUUUUACAUGGUUUG